AAUUUGAAAACAAAAACAUCGAUAAAGUGACACUUUGCUACAAUACAAAUGUAAUGUAAUAAAAAUCGGAGGAAAUUGUUGCGAUAUAGUUUUAUAGCAUUAUUUGCUUAAUACUACUAUGCAGACGCCAGACGCCAAUGGUUAUGUCCACGUACAGUGGCCUAGUAAAAGUAUCCCUCAUGGCGGUAUAUUUCAUACGCGUACCGUGGAACCUUCUGUAGCACAACAACAAUUCUUGAAAGUUCUUCUCGAAGAAUCAAAAUUGAGCAUCGCCCAACGCCAGAAGCAGGCGUGGGCUUUACGGCAGGUGGACGGGGCUAAGGAACCACGAUGUCCCAGACAGGAAGUGCCCAUGAUUCGGCCCAGGACCUCGCACCGCCGAUCGCUGUCCGCCAUCAGAGAGUCAGGCGUGUUUGAGAUGGAAGAAUAUAUUCCACUAAAGCGUGGCGAAGACCGCGAGGCACUGAAGGCCAAGCUUGCCAUGAGCAUGGAACACGGAGACGCACCGGAGCAGACGCCUCCGCCGCCACCGCGUAUAGCCAAGCCCAAGCCUCAGCAGCUGCCCACGGUCAAGGAUAAGAGGAAUGAACUGCUUACCCAAAUCCGCGAGCGCGCCGAGUGGCUCGCAGAAAUGGAAGACCUCGGCCACGCAGCCCCCCACCGGGAAAUAGUUAGCGACCAGAUCGCAGAGCGGCUGCGUGCGCUUGACAGCUUGGGCAUCGACAGUGCGUUCACGUCAGCACGGUCCUCUGCGCGGUCCAAGGGCUCCGGGUUCAGCAUUAAGGAACAGUACGUGAAGGAUAGUGCGCGAUCUAAGGAGAGUGCUAAGGCGGUACAUUCCAAUUGCUCAACGAAAUCCCAGGAGAAGCAAAAAUCGUCAAGAAGCUCAGCCAAAGGUCAUCCAAAGAUGGAAGAGAAUAUCUUGGCUUACAACAAUAUUCCGCCCUUGCAGUACUCACCAAGGAGGAGAGUCUGAGUUUUUUAAUUUAAUUUAAACUUUUUUUUCAAUCAAUAGUAGUCAU
Molecule: messenger RNA, 1022 nt
Organism: Cydia strobilella
Lineage: Eukaryota; Metazoa; Arthropoda; Insecta; Lepidoptera; Tortricidae
Product: UPF0193 protein EVG1 homolog
Exons: 5
Coding region: 119-976 (285 amino acids)
Source: RefSeq, a predicted model, not a curated record